AUGCAGGUGCAUUAUCUUCAGAAGGAAGUAAAGAUGGAUGGGAAUGGUAUGAGGAUCCCAGAUGUGGUUGCCUUGGAUAUAUGGGCAUCUUUCCUUCCUAAACGACACUCCUCAUCUUCAGAGGAACCAGAAGCGGAAUCACUAGGCUGGGGAGGCGGCAUUGAUUAUGCAGGUGCAUCAUCUUCAGAAGGAAACGACACUUGGACUGACAAAGAAGCUGAGGAAAAACAUUUUGUUCUAUGGAGAUUGGAUAAGGGAGUAGCACAAGGCUCGUCAGAGAUUCCAAAAAGUGAGGCAAUGCCCCUGGAAUAUAACUUGGAUGGUUUGAAUGCAAUAAGCUUUGAUAAAGGAUGCUACUUAGGACAAGAACUUGUGGCUCGAACACAUAAUGUUUGGGUUAUUCAAAAGCGGUUGCUUCCUUUAGAAUUUCUAGAUGACAAUAGAAAGGAGGUGGAAGGUAAAGUUGUUCCAAAAUUACAAGUAAUUGCUGAAUCAUCUGGGAAAAAAGUGGGUAUCAUCACUGCAGCAUUGGGGAGCCGUGGCCUUGGUCUUCUAUGUUUAGAUGCAGCUUUCAAAGAGCAAGGCUCUUUGUCCAUACAAGGUCAGGAAAAUGUCAAGGUUAAGGCCCGAAAACCAGAUUGGUGGCCGUCUUGGUGGCUUGCGGAGGAUCAACAGAGCGCAGCAGCUUAG
Molecule: messenger RNA, 690 nt
Organism: Oldenlandia corymbosa var. corymbosa
Lineage: Eukaryota; Viridiplantae; Streptophyta; Magnoliopsida; Gentianales; Rubiaceae
Source: the annotation of a GenBank genome assembly